Molecule: messenger RNA, 747 nt
Organism: Drosophila erecta
Lineage: Eukaryota; Metazoa; Arthropoda; Insecta; Diptera; Drosophilidae
Exons: 2
Coding region: 119-631 (170 amino acids)
Biological process (GO): mitochondrial respiratory chain complex I assembly; mitochondrial respiratory chain complex IV assembly
Cellular component (GO): mitochondrial inner membrane
Source: RefSeq, a predicted model, not a curated record
UUUAUAUGCCUUUUCACUUAACAAUAUCGACUAACUGCCAUCUCUAAUUCGGCGCCGGCUAUAACGAAUAUUACACAAGUAACCGCAGCUAAAUUGUAAAUAAAAAGGCGUUAGCAAAAUGGUUGGACUGAAAUUUCCGUCGAACCGAACAUUGGGCACCAUUUGUGUCUACGGUGCCGUGGCCUCCAUAUCCGCAGUAAUGUACAUGAAGUGGAAGAUGGAGGAUCGGGUGAAAUCUGCAGAGUACUACAAACUGGCGUUGAAGGCACUGCGGAGCCAUCGAGGAGCAGUUGGCCUCCUGGGAGAGCCCAUCAAGGACUCGGGCAUUGAUCUGUCAAACGCGAACAACAAUUGCAAUGCGGAGGAGGCAAAUUGCGAGGUGCCUGUGCGGGGCAGCAAGGAUAAAGGCACUUUAUUUUUUUGGGCCUCUAAUCAGCCGGAUAGAGGCUGGCUGAUCGACCGACUGGAGCUGGAAACAAAACUCAACCCGGAUAAACGUUUUUUGCUCAAAAAAUCUGAGGAACUAACUUUUGAUCUGCCCGAGAGCAUAAGCAAACUUCCUGCCCAGCAGGUUGAUUCCAAUGUUAUUCUAUCCGAAUCGGAUCAGCAACCAGAAACACAUUCAAAGUGACGACAAUGUCCGAUUCAAUUAGUUUAUUCUCUUUAAAUUUGACUAAUUCAAGCAAUCUUAAAUGUUUUAUAGUUAUGUUAUUUUAAUUACAAAUUUAUUGUUUUUAUAAAAUCAAA